CGGAAAGACCAAAAUGGACUGGAUGGGUAACCAACCUGCAUUAUAAAAUUGACCGCGGGGAGAAGAGAACAUGGUUUCCGGAGAUCAGGGGAAGGCGAAGAAGGAAGAAGAAACUACCCCUUCUCCUCUCUCUGGUAAUGGAACCCGAACCCGGAUCCGGAUCCAUGGAAACCCCCGUCCCCAUCAACCCCCACACCGCCGCCGCUUCAUCCCCACCGCUUAUUGAAGAAGAAGAAGAUGAUGAUGAUGAUCACCAUCCCGAUUCCUCCCCCGUCGGAUCCCCUGAUCUUCCCCGCCCAUCCUACGAUCAAGUUCAACCCUCUCCAGACGCUGCUGCAUCCAGCGAUGAUCUUCGCCUCAACAUUAUCAAGCAGGUGGAGUAUUACUUCAGUGAUGAAAAUUUGCCAACUGAUAAGUUUCUUCUGAAAUAUGUGACCAGCAACGAGGAAGGAUUUGUUCCUCUCAAAGUUAUUGCUUCCUUUAAAAAGCUGAAGAAACUGACCAAAGAGAUUCCACUUAUUGCGACUGCACUCAAGGAAUCUUCUCUUUUGGUUGUCAGUUCUGAUGAGAAAGAGGUAAGGAGACUAAAUCCUCUCCCAUACAUUGGAGUUAGGGAUCCCCAGCUAUGCUCCGUAUUGGUAGAGAAUUUACCAUCAGAUCAUUCAGUGAAGGCUCUUAGGCAACUAUUUAGCCCAGCUGGACACAUCAAGCACAUCAGCAUUCGCGAACCUCAUAUUGAAAGAAAUCCUAGAAAGUGUACGAUUGCAGAGAAGCUGCUUAGCGGCAAGCUGCAUGCUGUUGUGGAAUAUGACACUGUGGAAGCUGCUGAAAAAGCUGUGGCCACUUUGAAUGAUGAAAAAGAUUGGAGAUUCGGUUUGAGGGUGAAACUUCUAAAGAAAGAGAUCAAGCGUGGACAGAAAAAGAAAGUCUGGAGGGAAUCAGACUCUGAUAGGCAUGCUUGUGGUCAAUCAUCUGAUCAGGCUGUGGAUGAGGAGAACUGCCAUCCCAGUGAGCACCAUGGUGAUUCACAUCAGGAAAAGGAUGGAGACCAUUUACCAAAGGAGACCACUGGGGAGCACGCACCACCGGAAAGAAAUGGGCAUUCGGGCCGGACCCGAGGACGUGGAAGGAGGCAGAAACAUGGAACAAAUGUACAAGCCCAUGGAAUGCAUCCAUCUGCUCUUGGUACUGAACCCUCAAAACCACCGCCUGGUCCCAGAAUGCCCGACGGGACUAGAGGAUUCGCUAUGGGGAGAGGGCGGCCUCUGCCUUCAAAUCCGGUGUGACGUGGUCCUCUUCCAUGGGCUUUGAUUAUGGUUCGGGUGGGGGUGGGGUUGGGGGGGGGGGGGUUAUCCCUUUGCUCUGUAAUGGAGUUUUUUUGGAAUUAAUCCUUCAUAGUUUGUGAUGGUGUACUUGUAUGUACUAUGGUCCUAUGAAUGUUUCCUCUAUGUUGAUGAGCCUUUACGAAUUUGUAGGGCAAUUCUGUUGUUGGCUCUAAGUUCACUUGGGAAAGAGGGAGUUUUUUUUAUUUCUAAAUGACAAAUAUUAUGUGGAGUACUUUAAAUACGGAGUAUAUAAAAUGUGCAUUAAAUUGUAAUGUUUUGU
Cuscuta campestris is the source of this 1605-nucleotide messenger RNA. NCBI's taxonomy places the organism in Eukaryota, Viridiplantae, Streptophyta, Magnoliopsida, Solanales, Convolvulaceae. The record is from the annotation of a GenBank genome assembly.